Molecule: messenger RNA, 633 nt
Organism: Carassius auratus (goldfish)
Lineage: Eukaryota; Metazoa; Chordata; Actinopteri; Cypriniformes; Cyprinidae
Product: ribonuclease inhibitor-like
Exons: 6
Coding region: 1-633 (210 amino acids)
Source: RefSeq, a predicted model, not a curated record
AUGUUUUUUUUUAUUAAUGUUGUUAGACUUUCAAACUGCAGUAUCACUGAAGAAGGUUAUAAAGCUCUGGCUUCAGCUCUGAGAUCAAACCCUUCACACCUGAUAGAGCUGGAUCUCAGAGGAAAUGAUCCUGGACAAUCAGGAGUGAAGGAGCUCAAUGACUUAAUACAGGAUGAUUCCUGUAAAUUAAAGAUCAUCAGGUUUCUAAAAAGUCCUGCUGCACAGGAAGCAUGUGAUUAUCUCAUUAAAGUUCAAGGUACAAGUCCAUUAGUACUGAAAGAACUGGAUCUGAGUGAAGAUAAAAUUGGAGAUCUGGAUUGGGAGAAACUCUCUGCUCUUUUGAUAGACUCUCAUAGCAAACUGGAGAAAAUUAAGGUGAGUAGUUGUAAGCAAACAGAGAAAAGCUGUUCAGUUCUAGCUACUGUUCUCUCCUCCAAAACCACCCUGAAAGAGAUAAACCUGAACAACAGCUAUCUGCUGGACUCAGGAAUCAAAGAGAUCUGUGAGGGACUGAAGAAUCCUGUGUGUGAGCUGAAGAUACUCAAACUUUCAGACUGCAAUCUUUACAUCUGCAGGUUUUUGGGUCCUGCUGCUAAUAAAGCCUUUCAGUAUGUGACUGGAAUUGUGGGAUAA